AUGAAGGCCAUCCGACGCUCCUUGAAGGGCGGCGAGAAAGAUCCCAAGCACCACCACCACCACCACAUCUCCAUCACCCCCAAGUCCGCGCUGGCCAUUCUGCCCCCGAAGAAGGUGAUCAAAGCCCUCUACGAUUACAAGCCCGACCCCGGUAACACCCAGGAAUUGGCCUUCAGCAAAGGCGACUUCUUCCACGUGAUCAGCCGCGAGGACGACUCCGACUGGUACGAGGCCUGCAACCCGCUCAUCCCAACCGCCAGGGGGUUGGUGCCCGUCUCCUUUUUCGAGAUCAUCGGCAAAAACGAACGAGAUAGUGGGGGCUCCGUCGACCAGAAAAAAGAGUCCCACGAUUCAGGCUUCGCCGACCGAAACCCUCCUUUUCACUCCGCCUCCGACUCCUCCUCAUCCAUCAACACCCGCCAGGCCGGUUUCAGGAUGUCCGCCCUCGGAAAGGGCCAGGGCGCCAUGGUCUACGGCAUCGUUCAGUAUGAUUUCCAGGCCGAACGCCCCGACGAGCUCGACGCCAAGGCUGGCGAGGCUAUUAUCGUCAUCGCUCAGUCCAAUCCGGAGUGGUUUGUCGCGAAACCGAUCGGGCGUCUCGGUGGCCCCGGCCUCAUUCCCGUUUCCUUCAUCGAGCUGCGCGACAUGCAGUCUGGACAGGCUGUGACUGAUCCGCUCGAGGCGGUGCGACGGGCCGGCGUGCCCAAGGUGGAAGAGUGGAAGAAGAUGACGGCCGAAUACAAAAAUAGCAGCAUCACACUGGGCAAGAUUGAAGCCGGCGGUGGCGGUACCAUGCUGGCUGUCGGUGCUGGCAUGGAGAAGAUGUCACUGAGUGGCCAGAGUCCUGGCCAUAUGAGCCAAAAUGGGAACUCUUAUGGCUAUCACCAGCGCGACGGCAGCAAAGGAACCAUGGCUGGACAAGCACCCAUGUCCCAGACUCCACAAAACUACAUGCUGGCACCCGUGGCCGCGUCGAUCCCGCGCUACUGCUUCGACAACGACAAGUACUGGUAUAUCAUCGAGGCGAAGAUGGAGGAUGGCCGCUGCUGGGAACUGUCGCGGUACUAUCACGACUUUUACGAUUUCCAGAUCGCCCUCUUGACCCAAUUCGAGGACGAGGCCGGCAACCGAGGCCGGCCACGGACUCUCCCCUUCAUGCCGGGCCCGGUGACCCAUGUGACAGACGCGAUUUCCAACGGCCGACGACAGAACCUGGAUGAGUACAUCAAGAAGCUCUUGGGCAUGCCGCCGCACAUUGCGCGGUGCCAACUAGUCCGACAACUGUUCGCCCCACGCCAAGGGGACUUUGAAAUCGACCCCAACGCCUUUGGCGAGGAGGCCCGGUACUCGGACAACUCACACCACUCCGCCGGCAUGGAGCAGAGCAUAUCCCACCAGUCCUCGCUGACCCAGAUGAACGCACCCCAAGACCGGGCCUCGCAGCAACAGCAGCGCGCCCAAGGGGGCCCCGGCCCCUUCAGCAACGGCGGCCCGCCAGCCAUGAACCGCCAGCCCAGCUCGCUGACCCAGGUCUCGUCGAGCUCGGGCUCCCAGGCGAUGAAAGUCAAGGUCUUCUUCCAGGACGACCUGAUUGCCAUCCGCAUUCCGUCCGGAGUCAGCAUGCAGCAUCUCAAGGACAAGCUGUCGGAUCGCCUCAAGAUCCAAGAGGAGAUCAUCGUGCAGUACCGCGACGAGUCCUCAGGCUCCUACGUCGAUCUGAUCUCCGACCAGGACCUCGAAAAUGCCAUGCAGCGGAAUACCAAGCUGACUCUCUUCGUCAGCAUCGCCUAA
This is a messenger RNA of Penicillium lagena, 1791 nucleotides long. Its product is annotated as phosphatidylinositol-3-phosphate-binding protein BEM1. Gene Ontology annotation, cellular component: mating projection tip. The record is from RefSeq and is a predicted model, not a curated record. NCBI's taxonomy places the organism in Eukaryota, Fungi, Ascomycota, Eurotiomycetes, Eurotiales, Aspergillaceae. The transcript is spliced from 4 exons. Gene Ontology annotation, biological process: conjugation with cellular fusion. Gene Ontology annotation, molecular function: phosphatidylinositol binding; protein binding. The coding region runs from base 1 to 1791 and encodes 596 amino acids.